AUGGCCUUGCAAAGGUCGACGUGCCUGGCGCGGGCUGUGCAGGGUGUCUACGGAGCUGUGCCACGACCUUCGCUCUUUCAAACCUCUACAUCACCAAUCCUCCGCACUUCAUCGCAAUACCUAAACCAGAAGAAACACCAAAAUAACUUCUCCACCUCUGCUCGACGACAUGCCGAAGAACUCGAGUUGUCUCAGGCAGCACCCGAAAUCGAUUUCAAAAAUUUCAUCAUUCGACCGGCACGUAUAGUCCCUGCCUCGCCGGCAUACUUUUCCGGAAGUCCCAAGUUUAUCGAUCAUCAGAUCAAAUUGGAACGACUGUUAGAGAAAUACGCACAAUUACCGACGGUACAGCCCGGAGAAGCACGUCGAAUGGCAUGGUUUAAACUGGCCCAAUUUCGAGACUUGCUAGGCGAACCUAUUCCCGCCAAAAAGUACAAGAACUUCCAAAAGGUUCUCCAACGGCUCAACAGAAUUCAGCCACAAUUGUUGCCUGGAGAUGUUCGACAAGCAUUGUAUAGUUAUGUUCGUCCUGGUAACCCAUAUGCCAAUAAACCCGCUCCAAAACAAGUGGAUGAAUUUGGCCGAGCGCGCGGAAAGGGUAAAAGAAAAGAAUCUUCUGCCGUGGUCUACCUUGUGGAGGGAGAGGGAGAAGUGCUUGUGAAUGACAAAAACAUUGUGGAUGCUUUCCCUCGAGUACAUGACCGAGAAAGUGCGCUGUGGGCGUUGCGCUGCACGCACAGGCUUGAUAAAUAUAAUGUCUGGGCUAAGGUGUCGGGUGGAGGAGUAACAGGACAGGCGGAAGCCAUUACAUUGGCUGUUGCACGAGCUCUGAUGGUUCAUGAGCCAGCGCUCAAACCAGUGUUACGACAAGCCGGUGUUAUCACAGUCGAUGCCCGUCGUGUUGAGAGGAAGAAGCCUGGUCAUGUCAAGGCGAGAAAGAUGCCUACCUGGGUCAAGCGAUGA
Molecule: messenger RNA, 963 nt
Organism: Talaromyces marneffei
Lineage: Eukaryota; Fungi; Ascomycota; Eurotiomycetes; Eurotiales; Trichocomaceae
Exons: 2
Coding region: 1-963 (320 amino acids)
Biological process (GO): translation
Cellular component (GO): mitochondrial small ribosomal subunit; ribosome
Molecular function (GO): structural constituent of ribosome; RNA binding
Source: RefSeq, a predicted model, not a curated record